AUGCUUAAAGUAAUUGCAAUAGUAUUUUUUGUACUGACGACAAUUUGUUACGCAACCGUCAAAUGUCCGCCAAAUAAACGUGGUGAAGUGCUGACGUGCACGAUUGCAUGUUGCAAAAGUUUGGAUGUUACUUUUGAGGAUUAUUUCUGUUGUGGAUUGGAGGACAAUGAAAUUGUUGUUCGUGAUACGACCUCAGGACAUGAUCGAUCACAGCGUUUCAUUGCUUAUGGCAGUAUUUUUCAGAUUGACUACACAUUACUUAUUAUUGGAUUGAUCAUUAGCAUAAUCCUGAGUGUUCUUUGCUCACUCUUCUGUUGCCUUCUUUGCAACGGAUGUUGGCUUCAUCGACGACGUAAUCCACAGUUGUACGAAUCCGUAAACGAUACCGGAUUCUAUCCAUUAUGCUGCGGAUUCGGGAUUCCGAUGGGAACGAUAGUAUUCAGCACGCAUCCACCACAGUUUCGAGAUGAAUCAGAACUUUAUGGUGGAUCUUCAGCGUCCUCAUAUGCUAAUCGAAGCCGAGUCCGAUUUAAUGACGACGGUACUCCACGUGGUGUAUUGAAAGGCAAUUUUAAUACAUAUCCAGGGUCAUGA
Brugia malayi is the source of this 594-nucleotide messenger RNA. RefSeq lists its product as uncharacterized. Lineage: Eukaryota; Metazoa; Nematoda; Chromadorea; Rhabditida; Onchocercidae. The coding region runs from base 1 to 594 and encodes 197 amino acids. The transcript is spliced from 4 exons. The record is from RefSeq and is a predicted model, not a curated record.